This is a messenger RNA of Daphnia pulicaria, 596 nucleotides long. RefSeq lists its product as uncharacterized. The coding region runs from base 86 to 394 and encodes 102 amino acids. The record is from RefSeq and is a predicted model, not a curated record. The transcript is spliced from 4 exons. NCBI's taxonomy places the organism in Eukaryota, Metazoa, Arthropoda, Branchiopoda, Diplostraca, Daphniidae.
UGUUAAGAAUCAAGCAACAGAAGAUAACGAGUUGCCGAAACCCGUUGACGCAAGGAUACUGAUGGAUUCUGUUUAGACUUACCUUAUGUCUUCUCUACCCUCUAUAUAUGGUGUCCUACUCCUCGUUUUAGUGGCCCUACUCUAUCUUGAAUUAUUGUUCUCCAAACUACUACAGCCUAUGGUUCGUGUUUUUCGCGAACACGUUAUCGCAGAGUCCUGCUCCGAAGAGGUCCAAGCAGUAGCUACAAAAAUUUCGAUUAUGGCAACACUGAUUCAAAUUGAUGAAGAUCGCGUCCGUUUAUCUGCUGCAGGGUUGUUCAAUGUUGGAAUGUUUCUGAUUCCUGGGUUGACAGGUGCCACAGUUACAUACAUGGUCAUCCUUCUUCAAAGUUAGAACAGAUCACAGAAAAAGGAUUCCGACUAUAAUGACAGGAGAUGAAAUUAAAUGAACUGUGCUAUUCUAAUAGCUUAGAAAAUACCUGAUGGUCGUUUUGUCAAGGGUGGUAUAAUAACAGUGAGUGAGUCGACAUACAAAAAAAAUGAAAAAAUGAAAAAAAAAUAUAGCUAAUAAUAAAUCGCGAUGGCAUUUUUUUCUA